AUGACCCAUCACUGCGCGCUGUGGUUUGUGUCAGAACUGCCGCAAAGAAUUUUUAUCCCUGGCAUUGCGUCGCCUGACUUUCCAUCAAGCUUGUUGGCUAAUGUUCGCGGUCACUGCCAGAUACAGUCCUACAUACCCGAAACGAACGAAACACCUGAAGGAACAACAAAAGCAGGCCUUGAAUUGAUUCACAGGAUCAAAGACGCCAAAGAUAAACAUCAAAAUCUAGUUGCGCCGGAGUUUCUACAUCUUCCCGAUCGAAAUGAGUAUCCAGACUAUUUUCAAGCCAUCAAACUCCCGCUUGCACUAGACACAAUUGAGCAAAAACUUCAAAAUCAUGAAUAUCCCUGCCUCACUCUUCUUGAGGCUGACCUUCGCCGAAUGGUUACCAACGCAAAGGCUUACAAUACAAAAGGAUCGUCUCUGUUUUCAAAUGCAGAAAGAAUACGCAAAAUUGUAUCAGCUGUGAUGAUCAAGAUAAAUCCUGCGUACAAGGAUGAAAAUUAUACGCCCUUUGCCGCCCCCUUGCCAGAUGACGACGAAGAUGAGGAAGAAGUCCAGUCUCCUCAGUCAUCACGCAGACAAUCCCAGCCUCGGAAUGAUAACAGUGAUGCUGGUCCUCGUACCAACGGCCGGCGCCAUAGUCAUCGAACACCAACAACGGACCGUGAGAUUGAUUUCGCCGACAGCGGCAGUGCGGACUUCAAAGGGGAUUCUUUCAAAAAAGCGCAAGAAAGGAUUAUAUCCGAAAUGAUUCGCCUCAAGGAUGAAGAGUAUGUUGAUCGGUACCUCCACCUGGCAGAGUACUCACUAUUCUUCUUUAGUGGCGUAGAGGUGUUCCAACCUUUCUUAAGCAAGCCCGACCGCGGACUAUACAAAGAAUAUUACGAUAUUAUCAAGCAUCCAACGUCUCUAUGGACUGUGCUUAGGCGUAUUCGUGGAGCGGAGGGGAGAAAGGAUUCGACUACGAUGUCGCCAUACCGCACUUGGGAUGCCUUUGCUGAGGAAGUUAGCUAUAUCUGGCGGAAUACGAGAGAAUUCAAUGUGGAAGGAAGUGCAAUAGUUGAAUUAGCUGGGGAACUAGAGAGCCAUUUUAAGGAGCGACUUGAAGAGGCCCGGAGGGUGGUGCCCGAGCCAGCCCCUCCUAGCAUCAAACUCAGAGUCGGAAAUGCGAAGACCUCAGAUGCAAAUUCACAAAAACUCAUGUUAAAAUUUCCUGGUAGGUCAGGAGAUAGUGCAAGUGAAAAACAAAAGGCUGGCUUCACUGUUGAUGGCGAAUCGCUCAAGAGACAGCAGGAGCUCGUCAGGGCUGGCUCUGGUAGUAGGGAAACGCCAAUCCAACCAAAUACUUCUACUAGAACAUUGCGUGAGAGAGCUCCACCCCUCUCUAAAACACAGACUCCGUCUCAAGGUACCCCAAUGGCAGCAUCCCCUCCAAGAGCUAAGAUCGAAGGUCCACCUAGCCAGCCUCCUAGAGGUAUGGCUCCAAACGUAAAUAUAUAUAACAGACAACCAAAUGGAACUGCACCAGCUCCCGCUGCUUUGAACACUUUGGCGAACGGUUCCCCGAAUUCCAUCACUCCAGGCCAAACUACUCCCAUAACCACCCCCCGAAAAAUUCUCCCUCCGCGACAAGCUGCUGCCCGAUUGCCAAUAGCUGCCAACGCUUUUCCUCCAAAGAAAUAUGUGGUGCCCCGCUCCAGAUUAAUCACCCAUGUCAAUGUACACUCGGAGGAAAGAUUGGGCUUUAACAUAGAAAUUCCUUCAGCUUCAAUCAGCCCACGACAAUCAGUCACUCUCAGUGUUCCAUUUUCUCACAAUCACCUAUUUAUUAAGCCUACCGUGGUGUCAAGCAGUCUUGAACGACAAACUCAGCUGACAGUUACCGUCGGAAAUCAAAAAAUACAUGCCACUGGUUCUCCAAUACGGUCUGCAGAUUUCACAGUUCCCAAGUAUGAACUCAGGCUAGGACCAGGAAUUACAAAGAUUGACAUCGAAAUGUACGCGGCGCCUGGCAGAGGACUUGCAAAUUUAGCAUUGCCCAACGGCCCCAAUGUUGAAUACGAGGCAUUCACCCUUUUCCUUCAUGUCAUGCAUGCCUAA
Molecule: messenger RNA, 2103 nt
Organism: Ophidiomyces ophidiicola
Lineage: Eukaryota; Fungi; Ascomycota; Eurotiomycetes; Onygenales; Onygenaceae
Exons: 6
Coding region: 1-2103 (700 amino acids)
Biological process (GO): chromatin remodeling
Cellular component (GO): RSC-type complex
Molecular function (GO): protein binding
Source: RefSeq, a predicted model, not a curated record